UUUGUCGAGGUGUUUUCGUGGAAAUCUCCGCUAGAUUUUUCACUCGUAAAAUUACUUGUGUAUCGUGAGAAAAUUUGAUUUUCCAACACCAUUAUUGACUAUAUUUGAUCCCCAAUACUUUCAGUGAUCCUGUCCCCUCACAAUUAUUGAAAAGAAAUUGCUUCACUGCGGUUCAAGGAAAGUUUAGUAAAUUUAUGGACAUUGUGAGUGACAGUGCUGAUUAAGUGUGUGUCAAUGAUUCAAGUGUGAAUUAUCAUCUCAAAGUGCUGAAUCACAGGGGCAUUUUUCUAUCCAUUCAAUUUUGCCAGACUGCACUUAAAAGGGUCGUAAAAUGCACAUCUAAUAUUUAUGAAUGAGGCUGAAACAUCAAAGGUACACCGCUGAUUUGACGCCUCGUGAAACCAACGUAAAGGGAUUCGAGUUACUGAAGGACACAUAACUUGCUACGAAAGAUUACAAAAUAAGCAUAAGUGAGUGGAGAAUUCUUUUAUAAAAAAAGAGUGCCGUGAAAUAACAAUAUGUGUUGCCUCGGGUGAAUGUCCUGCAAAUGUUAUGCAAAAAAUGUGUGUAGUGUCAAUGAAGUAUACCAAGAAUAUGUAGUGCGAAUUGAUGUGGUCAUUUGCACUUCAUGUGACCCUGAAGAAGUUGUGAUGAGACGACGAGAAAAUUUUGAUCACCGACAAAUAUGCGCUGUCGCCCUUGCGACAUUCGCACUCAUAGUUUCCACUUGUGGUGAUAACGUCACGGAUUUAGCAUCAUCACAUCCCAUGGACGGUGGCUGGCUGGAGUUGGAAUCAGGGGUGACCGACAGGGCAUCGUGGGAUGACUUGACGCCUGUCGCCUCAGAGUUGGCCCAGACUGCGUCUGCAGAAGUAUCCUCCAGCGAUUUAUCACCGUCUCAAGGCGAGAACGGCAAAUCGAUGGGAAGCUUCUCCACCACAUCCCAGAUCACCACAUCAACCACCCACUCAACACCCACCACCACGCGGUCCAGCCCUACUACAACGGCUACCACAAUUCGACCAUUGCUUGUUCCAACAUUUCGGCCAAGAGUCACCCACGUGCGCACAUAUCCGUCGAAACACCAUCAUGAGCAUCAUUGGGGUCCAUUCUUCGAAGAGCCUCUUAAUGCUACCUCCGGCGUUUUGCAGGUCGGAAUCCACGUAGCUACAGAGGCUGUUCUUAACUGUCGCGUUGGCAUGUUGAGAGACAAAACGGUGAUGUGGGUGAGAAAGACCACAGAGAAGGUCUCACUGCUGACAGUGGGCAACGUGACGUACAGCGGGGACCCAAGAAUAGCAGUGAAGUUUCAGUAUCCUAACAAUUGGCGACUCCACAUAAAUCCAAUUCAGCGUGAAGACGCUGGCCUCUACAUGUGUCAAGUUUCCACGCAUCCACCACGAGUGUUUGCCACAAAUGUCACGGUUCUUGCUCCAGCCAUUCGGGUCGUGGACGAGCACGGUCAUGAAGUUCAUGACCGCUACUACAAAAUGGGGAGUGCCAUCGAUUUAACGUGCCAAGUGGCUGUGUCAUUUCUGUCUGUGCUGCCAACUGUGAUGCCUGUACCCAGUCCGCCACACUACUCGCACCAGCGUCAGUUCCCCUUCAUCCCCAAGUUAGCGAACUUCAAUGUCACACCACUCAUCAUGCCAAAGACAUCACACACCCAUCAUACAAUGUCCAACCAUUCGGGUGCAUCCACUACAGCUACAUUCCCUCACAUUCCGCAAUUGUCAAAUUUGCGGGGUCACGCAUUCACUGGACAUCGCGUAGACGACGCGCGCCAACUCGAGUUCUUCCAUCAAAAGCUCACAUGGCGGAAGGACGGAGGACCAAUUCCCAAGGAUGUUCAACUCAAUUUGAGUGCUAUAGAUGAGUGGCGGAACAGCAGAUUAUCGAUCCCAGUGGCAGAUCGGAGACACAGCGGCGAGUAUUCUUGCUCAAUUCUUAAUUCAUCUGCUGCAGUUGUUCACGUGCAAGUAUUAAAUGCUCUUCUUCCAGGCGAAAUGCCAGCUGCUGUUCAACAUAACUCGGCCACCAUUAGAAGAUCCAUUCUCUCCACGUUACUUCUUUUCCUAUUCUUUUCUCCUCUGGUUCACAUAUCUUGCUAAUAAUGAAUUGAUUUUAUUACUAAAAUUAAGCGACGGGCAAGUGCUGCUCGAGAGGUUGACUUUAAUCCUUUAUACGGAAUGAUAUCAAUCCUGGUACACUGGCAUGGGCAUCGAUCAAUGAUGGAUUAAUUAAGUAAACAACUUGACCACAAAGUGGUGCCCAAAUUUUAAUUGGCAAAAACCCCUAUCUCAUUAGUGACCAACACGAAGAUGUCGACUUUAUGCCAAAACUCUCAAUCACUUGUUCGAAAUUGAGGAAAAUAAUUAAAUUUUCAAACAUGGAAAUAAAUUGGGGGAAUUUUAAUGAACAAUGAGUGAUGAAUACACAUUUUAUCCAACUGUAUAUAAUUAAAAUUUAUAUGUAAAAAGGAUAAAACAAAUGAAAUUAAAUUGAGAGAAUAGAUAAGAGGACAUCAUUAAAUGAUUGAUCAUUCUAAAGCGGGGAAGUCAAGUAUAAAACACAUAACACUAACUGAUUUAAUUUAAAUAUAAAAUAAAGUGAAGUAAAAUAAAAUAUCUAUAUAUGUAAAAUUUGAUGAUUAUUGAAAACAGAAACAUAUUAAAUGUAUGAAAUUCUUUGAUAUGUUAACAUUACAGAGUAUGUAAAUUAUAUUUCAAAGAAAGAAGAAAUAAAGAACACUACAGAAGACAUCA
This is a messenger RNA of Phlebotomus argentipes, 2765 nucleotides long. RefSeq lists its product as uncharacterized. Gene Ontology annotation, cellular component: neuron projection membrane. The record is from RefSeq and is a predicted model, not a curated record. Gene Ontology annotation, biological process: synapse organization. The transcript is spliced from 8 exons. Bases 537 to 2111 code for a protein of 524 amino acids. Lineage: Eukaryota; Metazoa; Arthropoda; Insecta; Diptera; Psychodidae.